Messenger RNA from Paramecium pentaurelia, 286 nucleotides. Lineage: Eukaryota; Ciliophora; Oligohymenophorea; Peniculida; Parameciidae. The record is from the annotation of a GenBank genome assembly.
AUGAGUAGAGGUACAAAUCUCUUUGCAACAUUUUCAAUAUCAAUAAUUGUAUGGAUAAUUACUUUAUUUUUAUCAUCUGGAUAUGUUAAGUAUUUAACAAAAUAAAAUUAGAGAAGUUACUAAAUCCAUACCAACAUAUGCUUUGAUUUUAUAUUUCUCUUAUGCAUUAUUUAAAGUAGGAGGAGAUUUAGCACAAUUAAAGGAUUAUCCUGAAGAAGCUUAAUCAUUAUAAAAAGAAGUUGAGUAAGCAAAACGAUUCUAUUAAGAAAAGGGAUUAAAAUUGUGA